GUCGUCGUCGUCGUCGUCGUCGUCGUCGUCGCACUAUAUCAGUCUCCGCCUGCCGGGAGUCGCGGAAUCAUUCGCUGCAGAUCUCUCUCUCUUUCUCACUCCUAUCCACUUCCUUGUACACACGUACACACCAAACCCCCUCUUCUCAUCUCCCGGAUUCAACCUCUCUUCAGCCGUCCCACUUCCUCAUACCACCUGGUCGUCGCAUCCCCGGUCCCUGCCUCUUUCCGCACCUAGAGGUCGAGCGAGCUCUUCUUGCUAAACACGUCCACUGCUGACGAUCGGCAAUGUCUGCCGAGCGAGCCGUCGACGUAGCCACCAUCAACACCAUCGACGACAACGGACAGCAUGUUCACUCGGGUGCUGGGACGAUCUUGAAUACCACGGAUCAGGGUUACGGCGAAUCCAGGUCUUCGCAAUACGAUCAAGGCGAAGGAAGGGAAAGUCAUCAACGUCUAGUUGCGAGCAUGGAUCGUUACCCGCCGCAAUCGCAAUCGCAACUCGAGUCCGGAUCAGACCUGCCCAUCAUCACAAUGUCGAAUCCAUCAUCCGACUUGGCUCCUGCGAUUCCGACUACUAGCACGUCGGUAUCCGCCGAUCCUCACACGGCCUCCGAGCCUCCCUUCAACCUCCAGAUCGCGGAACUCAUCCCCAACAACGAUACCACCAACAUCAACACCAACAAAUAUAACAAUAAUGAUGCUCUGGACCUAGAACCGAUCGACGUCAAACAUCCCAUCAUACAUGUAGAUAGCCCGAGGAGCUCGUUGGAACGGGAGAAGGGGGAGAUCAAGCAUCGGGCUUUGGAACCCGUGAUGGAGGGACCAAAGCUCAAUAUUCGGAUCCUCCUCAUGUCCGGUCAAUCCCACACAUUCGCUUUUCCACCGACGACGACGAUCGGGCAUCUGAAGGAUCUGGUUUGGGGAGAAUGGCCGGCAGAUUGGAACCCUGAGCCAGGCAGACCCCCAGCGCCCAAUUAUUUCAGGCUGUUAUUCAUGGGCAGGAUGUUGACGGAUCCCGAAGUACUCUCUGCGCUCAACCUGAAACCGGCACCGAACUCUACCAUUGUGCAUUUGUCCAUCCGGACGUUCGCACCUGCUCCUGAAGAACCGCCCAAGAAAUCCAUCCUCCCCUUCUCACUACCUACCAUCCCUCGACCCUCGGGAUUGUCUUCCAGGCAGAACUCGAGCAACAUCCCGACUACGGCCGCUCCUGGUUCAGGGACCGGCGGGAGUCCGCACGUCCCGCCCGGAGCGAGGGCUGAAUCUACUUCUGCAAUCGGAGCAGGGGCGGGGAACACGACAGCGACGCAGGGGACCACGGGGCAGACUGGGAGGAGGGCGGCCGGGGGUGAUGAGCACGGAGGGGGUUGCAAGUGCUUGAUCCAAUGAUACCAUUGAGACCGAUCGGCAUAUAGAAGGCAACAGACGAAAAAGUACAAGUACGACAGGAUCCGGAGCAAGACAAGAAGCGAUCUUCCAAAUCGGUCCCGCUAUUUCGGACCCCAUCACGCUAUACACUCCGGACCUGACGGCAUCUAUCAAGGAUGGAUCUUUCUAUCACAUCUCUCUCCUCUUUCUCGAUGCAUCCUCUCACAACAAACAAGGUUGUAUUCUUCCAGUUUUAUGGACUGUCUCAAUACGUCAGCAGUAGUUUCCAUUCUUACCCUAGGCCGGACUAGGGAGGUUUCACAGUAGGAAAUCGGGUUCCUCUCCUGCGAUCAGGCUGCACG
Filobasidium floriforme is the source of this 1732-nucleotide messenger RNA. RefSeq lists its product as uncharacterized. Gene Ontology annotation, molecular function: protein binding. Bases 288 to 1391 code for a protein of 367 amino acids. Lineage: Eukaryota; Fungi; Basidiomycota; Tremellomycetes; Filobasidiales; Filobasidiaceae. The record is from RefSeq and is a predicted model, not a curated record. The transcript is spliced from 5 exons.